GUAGUUAAAAGGUAAACAACAUGGUGGAUUGAAGUGAUUGAAGAUAAUCUUUACUAGUUGUCUGUAAAUUUUCAAACCACUGAUGUACUUUUGAAUCUUCAGCUUAUUCCACAAAUUUGGGAGAGCUAUUGAGAAGGAGGCUGCAACUGUAUUAUUUUUAUUACGAGCAUGCAUUUCUCCAUUCCUGAAACUGAAGACUUCACAGAUGAGAGCGGAUCCUCCUACACAGGCUAUCAUAUUUAUAUAAAUGGCAAGUUUCAUUGUACUGUGAGGUAUCGUCAACUUCAUAACCUCCAUGAUCAGUUGAAAAAAGAAUACGGUGCUUCUGCACUUCCGUACUUUCCUCCGAAGAAAUUUCUUCCCUUAUCAGCAAAUCAACUUGAAGAAAGGCGUUCUCUUCUUGAGAAGUUCAUUCAAAAAGUUGGACAGCACCCUGAUUUAGUCUCAUCAGAAAUAGUCAACAGCUUUCUUCUGUCUGCUCAAGUCGAAACCUGUUCUGAAAAAAGUCAGGAAUGUACUCUUGACAUAUUUCUGAUGAAUGGAUAUCAAAUUUCAGUAUCUGUGCUGACUACAGAGCGCUCACAUCAAGUCCUAGAGAAAGUAUGCCGUCAAAUAUCUCUUCCUGAUGCAUACGUGUAUUACUUCUACCUAUUCUUAGUGAGGGAUGAAGACAAUGGAAACAUCACAAUCAUUCGUAAGCUGCAAGAUUUUGAAUCACCUUUUAUCAGUCAGAGGUCACUGGGGGGUGCUCAUAAAAUUGUAUUAAGGAAGAACUACUGGGACCCUGCCUAUGAUAUUGAGUUGGCAACAGAUCGAGUUGCCUUGAAUUUGCUCUAUGUUCAAGCAGUAACUGAAGUAGAUUGUGGGUGGUUGUUAUGUAAUGAAGAAGCAAGACAAAAUUUGGUAUCACUUCAAGCAAAAGGCUCAAAACGACAGUAUAUGAAAAAUGUCCGAUUGUUAAAGUACUAUGGGUAUAUUCAAUUCCAACCAUGUGUGGCUGAUUUCCCAUUUCCUGGUGCUCCUGUACUCGUCAGCAUUGGGAAUUAUGAACUGAACAUAAGACUACAAACUGGUAGCAUUUCAUCAUCUGCUUCUUCAGGUGGAGGCAUAUUUAAGGUGACUCGGAUGCGCUGUUGGAGAAUAACAACUUUGCAUGAUAACAGUGAAAAUGGAAAUAAGAGUGGGCCUGAUUUUGAGUUAUCAUUUGAAUAUCUAGUUGCCAAAGAUAAACUUAUGUGGAUCACAAUAUCAAGUGAACAAGCAAUUCUAAUGUCAAUUUGUCUUCAGUCAAUGGUUGAUGAAUUACUUCUGAAGAAGAACGGCAUCAAGAGAAAAAUGCCAGGUGAUGUAUCUCAGAAACAAAGUUGGUCCUACUUGAAGAGAGAUGGAAGCAGUCAGGUUUUAAGUUCCAGCCAGUCGUCUUCUAGUGAUGGAUUUUCAUCAUCCAUGAGCAGUGGCAGUCAAAGUGGAUCUAAUGGGGAAAUAUUGUCACCUACACGAACAGAGGGUACGUCAUCAGCAUCAUCAUCCAUAAAAAGGUUAUCAGAGAAGUUUUCCAAUGUCAAUUUAAAGUCUACAGCAGGGAAGAUUCAUUCAAGCAGCACAUCUCCUGUUGAAAAUGAUGCCUUUGAUGGUAUUGGAGAUGAUGAUUUGUAACUUUGACAACACUUGUUAUUUUUGAGGAGGCCAUAUUAAAAUGUUCACCUUCUGCUCCAUCUGGGUUGCAAUGCAAAUUGCAUAUCCAACAGCAAACCUAUGCAGGCAGCUGGAGGACCUAGGCAAAUUUCUGUAUUUUUGGGAGGUUUUAAAGAUGUUGCUUUCAUUAGCUUCUUUCUGUUGCUAUCAAUGAAAUUCUACUGUGCCUAAAUCAGUCAUAACUUGUAGAGACCAACUUAUGUGCCUCAAGGUCUCAGUUUCCUUAUAUUCGCAUUUAUUUGUUGCAUUUUAUUUGAGGACUGAUUGAGAUCAGUCUUUAGCUCAAUAUUUUUCCGCCCCACAUUAGCAUGGUUUCUGCUGAUGUAAGUACUGCAUCUCAAGCUCGGUUGACAAUUUUGCAUUUGACGAGGAAAAGACUAAAAUCUGAAUAAACUUCUAUAUUUUAUCUAUGUUGUACUGACUCCGUAGGAAAGCCAAUUUAUGUUCAUUUGAAAAAAGAAGAGAGCAGGAUCAUUUCCUGGUAAUAUGGUAAUAACUACUUGUAAUAAUGCAUUUAUUGUUAUAUGUUAUCACUAAGUUUGUGUAUCCAUACUAAUACCAAUCAAUAUUAACAUUCAAUUGUGUGUGAUGGUGUAGUUCAGGGUAUACCUGAUAUAUUGCUCUCAAUCUUAUUAACUUAUCCUUUAUGGUAUAUAAUUUGUUACACUUUGGGGUUUUCUUACAUAUAGUCGAAGGGUGGUGAAUUAAUUGUCAGUUUGACCAAUGCGAGGUUGUCUAUUAGAUCCGUCCUGGAAUCUGUCCACGACAAGUAUCUUAAAAGAUGAUUUAUCCAUCUGGUAUUUUUUUGCUCCGGAGAGUGUAUGCGAAAAUAAUUGUGAUUGCUGAUUUGUAUUUGUUUAUCUUUUUUGACUACCGUCCCCUGUAGGUUAAUGACUACCAGUUCCCUUCCAUAGAUUAAAAUGUUAUGUGUCCAAUAUUCCUUUUCUUGUAUUCUUUAUCUUUAUACUUAAUUGCAAUGUUACCGUCUCUCUAUGUUGUGAACUAGUGUGUCUCUGUAUGUUUCUUUUUGAGAUAUCAAAAUUAUAUUAUCUUCCUUUUAAUAAUCCUAGUAUACUAGUGUAUCCAAUAUAUAAUCAUAGGGUACUUUAUCUAAUGAUGAUACAUGGUAUAUUUCCAUGUCUUCUCAGCGCUAUUGCCAACUAACCAUGACACAAUGCAGUAUUUUAAAAGUUUUAGUGGCAUCUGGUUCAGCUUUUUUAGGGUUCAUGCACUAAUUCAAUUAAUUACUGUCCUGUAACUCAUUUACCUUUCUUGACGUAGCAUUUGCAAGGAUUGCUGAACAUGGGUUGAUUUUGAGUUAGGCGUUUACAGUUACCAUACAAUUUUCAUUAAAAACUACAGCGGAAAUGACUGACCUCUUUUUUAGAAUUAUUUUAUUUUAUUUUGUCGCUUGCGGGAUUGUAUACUAAUUUCUAACUGUAGUAUUUGAUAAUCAUAUCAGAGCUCUCCAAGGACAUUGUUUUAUAAGGUAGAAACAACAUGUUAAAGUAAUCUAUCUGUGUGUGUCUGUUCAGAAUGUUCAGAUUUAAUGGUCUAGGCAUUUUCAUGUGAUAUUAAUCAUUCCCUCCCCUCUCUCUUGUAAGUGGGAAAUUUUUAGACUUGCCAGGUUGUUGAUACACAUUUCCUCUAUUCCCAGGUAGAAAUUUGAAUCUUCUCUUUCAAGAAGGGGGCCUUGAUUUUAAAUUUUAUGUUUAUCGUUAAUGGCUGUAAGAUUUGUGUGUAUCUUAUUGCAUGUGUAAUUUCUUCAAUUUAGACGAUAAAAAUGAAAUGUGUAACAUAUGCACAGCCACAUGAACAAAAUAGAAAUGGUGGAAUGUUCUGAUGUAGUAUGUAUAAGUCAAUAUAAAAACAAGAAUUUCUGAGCUUCCAGUAAAAUACUUUAAAUAAAUCUUGAUUUGAAGCAAGUAACGUUACAAUUGUUUCAGAAAUUAAUGUUUAGUCACAUCACGUAUGUGUAGUAUAGCUUAGCAAUUGUGUGGUGUAUGUAAUGUGUAGUUACUGUGGACUAGUAAUCACACUCUCCAUAAAAAUUUUGUUCAGUUUCCUGAAAACUAUUAGGAACUGGUCAGUGCCAAAACUAUCUGUGUCUUUGUUAUUGGGCCGAAGCUUGUCUGAAAAAGGUGGACUCUGUUUAGAAAUGGUUAGUUUUUGUUCAAGGUUUUCUACCCCAACAUUCCACUUUUGUCAAAAUGUUUAUGUUAUAAAUUUACCUUACCUUUAUAUUACUUACUAAUUUUUAUCAAUUCUUUACUCUUUAUCUGGAGUUGGAUCCAAUGUAUGUAUACCCAUCUGAUCAAAUUGUAACCAAAGUAUGUAUUUUGAUUCGGAACAGUGCUCAUCUCACUGUUUUAGAAACAACUUAAGAAAUCAAGAGCUUAUUGUUUUACAAAUUUUAGUAUGAGCAAGAAAACAUACAUAUUUUUUCCCUAACUCUGAAGCCAAACACAGUGCCAAGAAGUUGAGGAUCACGGGUGUGUUUAUGACAGAUUUGCAAAUUUGGAUAAACAAUUUUUUGUUUCAUGUGUCAAAUGUCUCUAUUUCCCACUAUUAUGAAUAAAGCGUUAUUUUUGCAUUGUUUUUAAAGAUAUUUUUUGUAGAGUUGUGAUGGUGGUUGUAUGCCUUGGAAGAGGUUUGAUUGUAAACAAACUAUAUUGUUGCAUUAUUAUUACACAAAUAUAUGAUGUUAAAGAGAAGUGAAAAUGAAUUCUACCAGAAUUUCAAAGCUAGGUCUGUGGUGAUUGUUUCUUUCUUGUUUGUCUCUUGUUUGAAACUAUAUAUGCUGAAUGGUUUGUAUUACUGUAAUUUUGCAACCCACAGUGCCAUCUUUGGCGUUGUUUCAUUAUUUACAGAAAAAAAGUUAUUAAAAUAAAUGAUUUAAAUACUUC
Molecule: messenger RNA, 4601 nt
Organism: Frankliniella occidentalis (western flower thrips)
Lineage: Eukaryota; Metazoa; Arthropoda; Insecta; Thysanoptera; Thripidae
Gene: Snx17
Product: sorting nexin-17
Exons: 10
Coding region: 169-1656 (495 amino acids)
Biological process (GO): intracellular protein transport; signal transduction
Cellular component (GO): early endosome
Molecular function (GO): phosphatidylinositol binding
Source: RefSeq, a predicted model, not a curated record